ACUAAAGAGAAUAGUGUUUGUGGGAUGUCCUGUUCUCUGUAUCAUGCAGGUUAUAGAUCUGUAGAGCUUUUAAGGAUAACCGGUUUAUCACAGGGGGUGAAAGGUCUGGAGGCAUGACCCUAUGUACACAGGUGGCAGCUGCCCCUUCUCACCAGCCUGUGCUGUGAUUGGUUGGCAUGUGUCCUCAUUUGCAUGGUCUAGUAAACGUUUAUUUGAAGUCCCUGCAUUAGGACAGUCUGGCUAUGACCAGGAGUUAACCAUGUGGCUCCUGUGCAGGUGUUUGCGAUCAGGGUCUCGUCUGUCCCCAGUGUGCUGGACUCCGUCUGUGUCUUACAGAGCAGCCACUUCUCUUGCAGGGUCCACUGAGCCAGAUAAGAACAUUAGUUUUUCGGAUGGACAGGCAUUCAGGCUAAAGAGCAGAUGGGAGGUGAUCCGAGGGCUCCUUAUAUUUCGGAUGUGUUCUGUACCAGUUUUGGUCAGGCACUCUGAGAAGUUGAUGUCAGUCUCACGCAGUAUCAUGGGUCACCGCCUCUUUGAGUUCGCCAUGAAAGGCUCUGUAUAUGGACAGUUUGUGGCAGGCGAAAAUCUACCUGAAAUCCAGCGGUGUGUGAAUAGACUAAAAGAGCUGAAAAUCCGUCCCAUGUUGGCAGUGCCCAUCGAGGAGGACCUAGGGGAGGGCAAGAGUGGGGAGCAAUGGUACGAGCAGAAUGAAGACACCAUGAUGAAGUGUGUGGAUCUCUCGGCUGCAGAAGGGGAACGACCUAUGAUGCAGCUGAAAAUUACUGCCCUGAUGAGUGCUGAUCUGUGUAAGUUGUUAUCUCAUUGUCUAUCUGACCCGGCUUUGAGAACUGAACUCACUCCUGAGAAGAUUGUCUCAAUCAUGGAGGGGAAGGAAUCCGCCUUUUAUUUUCUAUCAGAGCAGCAGAACCAGCACUUGCAGAACUCUGUGCGGAGACUAAGCCGUGUUGGAAAGCAUGCAAAAUCUUGCCGCGUCCGUGUUUUGGUGGAUGCAGAGUACACAUGUAUGAACCCCGCUCUCAGCCUGGUUACUAUGGCAAUGAUGGCCCAGUGCAACCAAUCAGAUCCCUGGAUUUGGAAUACUUACCAGUGUUAUCUUAAGGACUCGUUCUCACAGCUCUCUAAGGAUCUGGAGAAAGCUCAGCUUUUAGGUCUUUGUUUUGGUGUUAAGUUGGUGCGCGGAGCGUAUAUGGACAAGGAGCGGAAGUUGGCAAAACAAAAUUGUUAUAGUGAUCCCAUACAGCCAGACUGGGAGUCCACCAAUAGGAGCUAUCAGCGUUCAAUGGAUAAAAUGUUGGAUUUGAUUGCACAAGACAACCGGCGGUACAACCUGAUCAUAGCAAGUCAUAAUGAGGAGUCCGUGCUUCAUGCCAUACGCAGGAUAGCAGAGCUUGGCAUCGACAAGGACAAUGGAUCAGUGUGCUUUGGCCAGCUACUGGGCAUGUGUGACCAUGUUUCCCUAACUCUGGGUCAUGCUGGGUAUUUGGUGUAUAAGUCCAUUCCAUAUGGAUCCGUAGAGUCCGUCCUUCCCUACUUGAUUCGUCGAGCCCAGGAGAAUCAGAGUGUCCUGCAGGGGAUCCGCAAAGAGAGAGACCUUUUACGUCGGGAGCUAAAGAGACGCUUGCUGGGGCGUAGCUAGAACUUGUCCCACACUAAACAGAAGCCAGAACCAAAUACUCACCAGAAUCAGAACUUCAAUCCAUAUUCCAGACUAGAGACAAUGAGUUUAAAUAUCCAGUUUUAUUAAUGUACUACCCUGGACUCUACCCGAAUUUAACAUCCAGAGUUGUAAAGGACAUGGGUGGAUUAUCUCUACAUACAGUAGUUCCUGAACUUCCAGAAAGGCAUUAUUUAUUCACCAGGCUAUACUGUAAAAUGAUAAUAUAAUAUGUUUAAAUCUAAAGACAUUGACACCCCAGAAAGGCUUCAAGAGUAAAUAAGCAUCGGCCCAAAAUCUCAUAUUUCAAUUUUUUUACCUAGAUAAUCGUUAUUAAAUAUUAGUAUAUUAAAGUGAAAUUGUAUCUAGAAAAAGCCUAAAGCUUUGUCACUGAACAAGUCACAUACUUUUUCUUACACAUCAAACAAAUUUUAAGAGAUACUGUGAUACAAAAUAAGAAUUAUUCAGAUAACAGGGAACGCCCACAACUCUGGACUCAUUUACUACUGCUGCAUAGUCUGAUUGGAUGUCUCCUAUACAGUGCACCAUAGAGUAGCUGAAGCUACUAUACGCUAUAGCUCCCUCUAUAGGUUGCCUGUGUAACACUGCUACAAACAUUCCAACCGGCAAAUAUAUUAGUAAUCAAGACAUGGAACAGAACUACGUUUCAACAAAGCAUAACAGGACAAAGAGCUACAUUUGUUAAUAAGAGCAUUCAGUUUAAUAAAUGCUUUUAUCUGAUUAUUCAUUUUCAUCCCCCUUUAAGGUGUUCUAUAUACCAUUAAAUUUGCAACAAUUUACUGUAUUUUUGUACACGUUCUUUCUGCCCAUAUUACAUUUCUUACAGGACAUAAAGUCAAAAUAAAAUAAAAACUUUUCAAUUUAUAUCCAU
Messenger RNA from Bombina bombina (fire-bellied toad), 2567 nucleotides. It is a transcript of the gene PRODH2, whose product is annotated as proline dehydrogenase 2. NCBI's taxonomy places the organism in Eukaryota, Metazoa, Chordata, Amphibia, Anura, Bombinatoridae. Gene Ontology annotation, molecular function: FAD binding; proline dehydrogenase activity. The transcript is spliced from 10 exons. The record is from RefSeq and is a predicted model, not a curated record. Bases 122 to 1657 code for a protein of 511 amino acids. Gene Ontology annotation, cellular component: mitochondrion.